AUGAACGCAGAUACGUGCGUCUCAUACUGCGAUAUGACAUCGAUGGAUUCAUAUUAUAGCACAUCUACUGCGCAAGGUAGGGAUCACCAGGCGAACCCGUUCAGGACAUUCCCGACGAGUGAAACCAAAUACAGCCCCACGUUCAUUCCCGGUAAAGGACAAGCUUACGGGGAGAAGUCCCGGAGUCCUUUCCAGCAGGAGUGCCAGUCAUUGGAUGGAGCUGAAGAGGGCACCUUCAACAAAUACCACCUCUUCAUGCAGCGACCGACUUGUAAAACUCCCCCCGAAGGCAACAAACUGCACCCAGACAGCGGACACAACGGGACGCUCAUUCCUUGCUAUGGUGUGGUUUCAGAACCGCCGGCCAAGUGGAGGAAGAGAGAACGUUUUGGCCAGAUGCAGCAGGUCAGAACACACUUCUCUACUGCCUACGAGCUGCCCCUCCUUACCCGGCCAGAGAACUAUGCACAGAUUCAGAACCCUUCGUGGAUUGGAAGCAGCAGUGGAGCGUCACCAGUGCCCGGCUGUGUAGUACCUUGUGACUCCGUCCCUUCUUGCAUGCCGCCUCACCCCCAUGGUCCUGGUGGGGUCUCUGAUUUCCUGGGCGUGCCAAGCCCAGGCAGCAGCCACAUGGGACAGACACAUAUGGGCAGCCUUUUUGGGGGUCCUGGGAUGGGCGGGGGUAUCAAUGGCUAUGAUCUCAAUGUUGAUCCAGACCGCAAGUCCUCCAGCAUAGCUGCACUGCGUAUGAAGGCCAAAGAACACAGUGCAGCUAUCUCUUGGGCUACAUGA
Myripristis murdjan (pinecone soldierfish) is the source of this 792-nucleotide messenger RNA. RefSeq names its product ALX homeobox 4b (gene alx4b). Gene Ontology annotation, biological process: regulation of transcription by RNA polymerase II. Lineage: Eukaryota; Metazoa; Chordata; Actinopteri; Holocentriformes; Holocentridae. The record is from RefSeq and is a predicted model, not a curated record. Gene Ontology annotation, molecular function: DNA-binding transcription activator activity, RNA polymerase II-specific; RNA polymerase II transcription regulatory region sequence-specific DNA binding.